Molecule: messenger RNA, 13693 nt
Organism: Osmerus eperlanus (European smelt)
Lineage: Eukaryota; Metazoa; Chordata; Actinopteri; Osmeriformes; Osmeridae
Product: dynein axonemal heavy chain 5-like
Biological process (GO): microtubule-based movement
Cellular component (GO): axonemal dynein complex
Molecular function (GO): ATP binding; dynein light intermediate chain binding; minus-end-directed microtubule motor activity
Source: RefSeq, a predicted model, not a curated record
AUGGUGAAGCAGGCACGGGCAGUGAGGGAGGAACGGAGAGCCCAGCUGGACGCCAGGCACAAGUACCUGCUGACCAGGCUGGUGGACGGGGCGGGGCUGGGGGAGGCCGAGGUGGAGGAGGCCCUGGUGUCUGAUGACAAGUUUCAUUUAAUCGACGAGUUCUUCAUAGCAAAUGGAUCCAAGAGGCUGAUUUUCUUCUAUCAAGAAGUUUCAUCGCCACCACCCAUCCAUUCCUCCAUGGCAGACACAGUCAGCUCCUCCCCAGGUCAGAAGAAACUAUUCAUCACCACGGGAACGUCAGAGGCACUACUGGAGAAGUGUCUGUUCUUCUUGAGGACAACUGACAAAACUAUAACCACCGCCAACGUGUCACAGGAGGUGAACUUUGGGAUGCUGGACUGCUCUGAGGGUAGCAUGUUGUACAGCCUGGAGAAUAUGCUCUCUCAGAUCAUGUGCCCUGCUCUCAGGGCACAGGAGAACUGGGGCUCCAUGAAGGACGGCCUCUCGUCCCCACAGAUCCAGGACUUCCUGGGGUCAGUGGACUCCUUCGUCUCCAGCCUCACCUCAGCCAGACUCAACAUGGAGGGGAAGUUCCACCUCCAGCAGACCGAAACUAAACACAGCCUGACUGGUCUUCUGGGCCCUGCGGACUACACUGCAGCAGCCAAUAACAGCGAGCUGGUGGAGGAGCUGGAGGGGCUGGUCCUUCUGUGGGCCAAUCAGAUUAAGCAGGUGUUGACGGAGAGCGAGCAGAUGAGGAAGGAGGCCGAUGACAUCGGACCUUCGGCAGAGCUGGAACAUUGGAAGAGCCGUAUGACCACCUUCAACAGCCUCAUGGAUGAGAUCAAGAGGCCAGAGGUGAAAAGGGUGAUUGGUGUUCUGCAGGUGGCUAAGAGUAAAGUGCUGAGGGCCUGGAGAGACCUGGAUGGUGACAUCACUGUGGUUGCCAACGAGGCCAAAGACAACGUCAAGUACCUCUACACCCUGGAUAAGUUCUUUGGUCCUCUGGGACAGUGCACACCAACCAGUAUGCUGGAGUACCUGCCCAGGUUGAUGAACAGCAUCAGUAUGAUCCACAACAUCUCCAGGUACUACAACACCUCCGAGAGGAUGACCUCGCUCUUCGUCAAGGUCACCAAUCAGAUGAUCACCACCUGCAAGGCCUACCUGACAGAGGGCGUGGCCAAAGUCUGGGAACACCCCAGGCCUGAGCUGUUGAGGAGGAUCAGAGAGUGCUGUCAGCUCAACCAGGAGUAUCAGCUCUGCUUCCAGAACGUCAGACAGAGACUAAGGGAAAACCCUAAUGACAAGCAGUUUGAGUUCAGUGAGAACUACAUCUUUGGGAAGUUCGACAUGUUCUGUCGUCGUCUGGAGCAGAUUGCAGACAUGGCCACCAUCCUGCAGGACCUGGCAGCUCUGCCCGAAGUCAGAGUGGAGGGCAUGGAUAAGAUCUACGCCCGCUACCAGACCAUCGUCAACACCACCAAGACCAAGACCUACAACGUCCUGGACCACCGCAAACUAGAGUUUGACAGUGACUAUGCUGAGUUCCAGUCCCAGGUCCAGGCCCUGUUCCUGUCUAUCCAGUCCCUGAUCGACUCUUGGUUUGAUCAGUCACUCACUACAGAGCGAAUGCUGGAGCUGCUGUCCAGGUUUGAUAAGGGUGGGGUGAGUCGGCACCUGGACCUGGCAGAGCGCUACCAGCUGGUGCUGCAGCGCUACAGCAGAGACCUGGAGCUGCUCCGGAGACAGUAUCAGAGGCAGAGGGACAACCCACCCAUCCCCCGGAACAUGCCCCCGGUUGCUGGGAAGAUUAUGUGGUCUCGCCAGCUGUUCAGGAAGAUUGAGUACCCCAUGUCUAUCCUGAAGGAUAAGCUGGACAUCCUGAAGACCCCAGAGAUGAAGAAGGUGAUUCGCACUUACAACAAGAUAGCGUCGGUUCUGCUGGAGUUUGAGCUGCUGUACCACCGAGGGUGGAGUCAGGCGACAGAGAUGAGUCGUAUGGGGUUUAAUGCGUCUCUGCUCAUCAGACACCCUGACACCAAGGAGUUGUAUGUGAACCUGGACCCCCUGGUGCUGGAGGUCCUGCACGAGGCCCGGUGUAUGAACAAGCUGGGUGUGCCUGUCCCCAGGGUGGUCCUCAACAUGUGUCUCAGGGAGGCAGAGCUAAAGGCUCAGCACAGUCGUCUGCAGGAGCUGUUGCAGGACUAUGCUGCAGCUGUCUCCAGGGCUCCUCCCCUCUUGCUGCCCCUGCUCCAGAGCUACACCAGCAGGGUCGAGGCUGCCCUUUCCCCUGGCCUCACCACCCUCUCCUGGACCUCCCUCAACAUACACACAUUCAUAGACAACGUCUAUGAAGUCUUACGGGAAAUGGAGCAUAGUGCCAAGGUUGCCAUGGAUACGCUGGAGUGUCGUAUUGAGCGGGUGCUUCAGGCUAUGUCGUGGACAGCCCUGCUGGAGCUGCCUGAGGACAUGCCCAUCCCCCCUCAGGACCUCCUGAGCCAGGCAGAGAGCACUGUGGGGAUGGCCGCACAGGCACUCCGCAGCCAGAGCCAGCAGGUGGAGAAGUCCGUGUAUGACCUGAUGGAGGACCUGAAGAAGAAGAUGACCCCAGCUGAAGCUGUUAACCUGGAGGGGUCCAUGGUCUGUCUCCAUCCGGAUGCAAAGCAGAAAAUCCGUUGCCAGUCCUGCCUGCCUUGCCGCUUCUAUAACCUGAUGGCUCAGUUGUGUCAGAAGAACACAGAGGCUCUGGCCAAAGCCACCAAGUCGUCUCUGGACACUCUGAGACGAAGACUGCAUGUGACCAGCUCCAUGUAUCAGUCCUCCUCUUCCUCCGCUGCUUCACCGUACCAGGCCCGUCAACAGAGCCAGACUCCUCUCUUCAGAUCCUCCAUCCAGCUGGCCAUCCCCAACAUCGUCCUCAGGCCCAGCCUUGACGAAAUACAGAACACUGUCAACAAGAUUGUGAGUGUUGUGCUGUCCAUGGCAAAAGAUGUCCCUCUGUGGCAGUUUGCACACCUACACCACAAACAGCUACAGAUGGAGCAGGCAGCGUUACGGGACGCGGGGGACGAGGGUCCCCUGACCAAGCAGCUGGUUCUUAAGCAGCUGGACCGGCAACUGGCAGAGCAUAAGGACACCACCAAGGCUGUGAUCCAGCUCUCCUCCAUUGUCUCCUCCCUCCGUCCAGACGCUGCCGACACCCUGCAGGACUUCUCACACUUCUCCACCCUCUGGAACCAGGACCCAGAGGAGCAGGUGAAGGCCUUCCUGGAGACUGACCCUUCUCUUCCAGAGUUCAGCACUCAGAUCUCUUCGUACUCUAAGCUGGAGGCCCAGAUCGAGGACCUCCCAGCGUCCUGCACUGUCGGCUCCGUUCUGUUCGCCACAGACCUCCUCAAGCUCUCCCUCAGCCAGGAGUGUCGGGCCUGGAAACGGGCCUUCGGGACCGCGCUCAACACCCGGGCCUCCGCUAACAUGGCCGAUAUCUUCUCAUUUAUCGACGGACUGACCAAACGCCUGCAGCGGCCAAUCACCGACCUGGAGGAUGUGCGUGGCGCCAUGGCGGCCCUGAGGGAGGUCCGGGAGGCGGAGAUUCGUAUCGACGCCACGAUUGGUCCCGUGGAGGAGUCGUUUGCGCUGCUGAACCGGCACGAGCUGCUGUUCAACGACGGCAACGCUGAGAGGGUGGACGGUCUGACCUACGCCUGGAAGAACCUCCACGCUCUGGUGAUGCAGACCCAGAACACGCUGGUGAAGAUCCAGCCUGCCAUGAAGGCUGACCUGCUGGCAGGAGUGGAUGACUUCCAGACCACCGUCCAGAACUUCUACUCUGACUAUGACAUCAGUGGCCCAGGUGUAGAAGGCCUUGUUCCUGUAGAGGCCUGCGACAGACUGCAGAACUUCCAGGCCCAGUUCGAUGAACUCUGGAGGAAGUACGUCACCUACUCUGGGGGAGAGGAGCUCUUCGGACUCACAGUCACGGAGUACUCUGACCUGCAGAGGAUAAAGAGGGAGCUGGCCCUGCAGUCUAAGCUCUACACCCUCUACAGUGCCGUCACAGAGAGCGUCAGUGGCUACUACGACAUCCAGUGGGCCGACCUCAACAUCGAGAAGAUCAACACAGAGCUCCAGGACUUCCAGAACAGAAUCCGUAAGCUUCCGAAGGCGUUGAAGGAGUGGCAGGCCUUCCGAGACCUGAAGAAGACCAUCGAUGACUUCAGCGAGACCUGUCCUCUGCUCUACAUGAUGGCUAACAAGGCCAUGAUGGAGAGACACUGGGGCCGGCUCAGUGACCUGACGGGACACAGAUUCGAGGUGGACUCAGAGAACUUCGCCCUCAGAAACAUCAUGGAGGCUCCGCUUCUCAAAUACAAGGAGGACAUAGAGGAUGUAUGCAUCAGUGCUGUGAAGGAGAGAGACAUCGAGGCCAAGCUGAAGGAUGUCGUGGCAGAGUGGAGCAGUCACACGCUCUCCUUCGCCCCCUUCAGGACGAGGGGGGAACUGCUGCUGAAAGGCGCCGACACGGCAGAGAAGGUGGCACUGAUGGAGGACAGUCUGAUGGUGCUGGCUUCACUCAUGAGCAACAGGUACAACGCUCCCUUCAAGCCCUCCAUUCAGCAGUGGGUCCAGAAGCUGUCCAACACCACAGAGGUCAUAGAGAAAUGGCUGACUGUCCAGAACCUGUGGAUCUACUUGGAGGCUGUGUUCGUAGGAGGAGACAUCGCCAAGCAACUACCUCAGGAGGCGAAGAGGUUCCAGAACAUCGACAAAUCGUGGCAGAAGAUCAUGCAGCGAGCCCACGAGGUGCCGGGUGUGGUCCAGUGUUGCGUGGGGGACGAGACCCUGAUCCAGCUCCUGCCUCACCUGCUGGAGCAGCUGGAGGUCUGCCAGAAGUCUCUGAGUGGCUACCUGGAGAAGAAGAGGCUGGUCUUCCCCAGGUUCUUCUUCGUCUCAGACCCGGCCCUGCUGGAGGUUCUAGGACAGGCGUCGGACUCCCACACCAUACAGGCCCACCUGCUGAGUCUGUUUGACAACAUCAACAGGGUGGUGUUCCAUGAGAAGAACUACGACCAGAUCCUCAGCUUCCAGUCCCAGGAGGGAGAGACUGUGGACCUGUGUGAGCCAGUCCUGGCUCAGGGUAACGUGGAGGCCUGGCUUGGUCUGCUGCUGGAGCGAGUGAGGAAGACCCUCCACAGCAUCAUCAGACAGGCCUACCUAGCCAUCAGUGACCCGGGCCUGAAACUACUAGAGUUCCAGGCUGUGUUUCCGGCCCAGGUGGGCCUGCUGGGGCUGCAGAUGAUCUGGACCAAAGACUCGGAGGAGGCCCUGGGCCUCAGCAAGGCUGACAAGAAGAUCAUGCAGACGACCAACCAGAAGUUCAUGGACAUGUUGAAUGAGCUGAUUGACAUGACAACCAGGGACCUGACCAGGAAUGAGAGGACCCUGUACGAGACCCUUAUCACCAUCCAUGUCCACCAGAAAGACAUAUUUGACGACCUGGUGCGUCUGAACAUCAGGUCUACGCUGGACUUUGAGUGGCAGAAGCAGUCGAGGUUCUACUUCCUGGAGGAGUCAGAUCGGUGUGUGAUCCAGAUCACCGACGUGGAGUUCGGCUACUGCAACGAGUACCUGGGCUGCACCGACAGGCUGGUCAUCACCCCCCUUACAGACAGGUGUUACAUCACCCUGGCUCAGGCGCUGGGGAUGAGCAUGGGCGGGGCUCCCGCUGGACCAGCAGGAACAGGCAAGACGGAGACCACCAAGGAUAUGGGCCGCUGUCUGGGGAAGUACGUGGUGGUCUUCAACUGCUCCGACCAGAUGGACUACAGAGGGCUUGGACGCAUCUACAAAGGCCUGGCCCAGUCUGGAGCCUGGGGCUGUUUCGAUGAGUUCAACCGCAUCGAGCUGCCCGUGCUGUCGGUGGCGGCGCAGCAGAUCUACAUCGUGCUGCAGUGCAAGAAGAACAAGAAGAAGCAGUUCAUCUUCACAGACGGAGACGUGGUGGAUAUGGACCCAGAGUUUGGCAUCUUCUUAACUAUGAACCCUGGCUACGCUGGUCGGCAGGAGCUCCCCGAAAACCUGAAGAUCCAGUUCCGGACGGUCGCCAUGAUGGUACCUGACCGGGCCAUCAUCAUGAGGGUCAAGCUGGCCAGCGCCGGUUUCCGUGACAACCAAGUCCUCAGCCGCAAGUUCUACACCCUGUACAAACUGUGUGAGGAGCAGCUCUCCAAGCAGGUGCACUAUGACUUUGGUCUGAGGAACAUCCUGUCUGUGCUGAGGACGCUGGGAGCCGUGAAGAGGUCCAACCCGUCCGAGCCUGAGAAGACCGUGGUCAUGAGGGUUCUGAGAGACAUGAACCUCUCCAAACUGGUGGACGAGGACGAGCCCCUCUUUAUGAGUCUGAUCAACGACCUGUUCCCGGGCAUCAUCCUGGACAAGGCGGGCUACCCAGAGCUGGAGGCAGCCAUCGAGUCACAGACCCAGCAGGCGGGCCUCAUCUACCACCCUCCCUGGCUUCUGAAGCUGGUGCAGCUCUACGAGACCCAGCGCGUUCGGCACGGGAUGAUGACCCUAGGCCCGAGCGGAGCGGGGAAGUCCACCUGUAUCCAGGUGCUGAUGCGGGCCAUGACGGACUGUGGCUCCGCCCACAGGGAGAUGAGGAUGAACCCCAAGGCCAUCACCGCCUCCCAGAUGUUCGGCACGCUGGACGUGGCCACCAACGACUGGACGGACGGGAUCUUCUCCACUCUCUGGAGGAAGACCCUCAAGGCCAAGAAGGGUGAGCAUGUGUGGAUCGUGCUGGACGGCCCUGUAGAUGCCAUCUGGAUCGAGAACCUCAACUCCGUCCUGGAUGACAACAAGACCCUGACCCUGGCCAACGGAGACCGCAUCCCCAUGGCGCCCUGCUGCAAGGUGGUGUUUGAGCCCCACAACAUUGACAACGCCUCCCCUGCUACGGUGUCUCGUAACGGGAUGGUGUUCAUGAGCUCCUCGGUGCUGGGCUGGAGCCCUGUGCUGCAGGCCUGGCUGCAGACUGUCCCUAACCUGCAGGCUGGGGUCCUGCACACCUGCUUCAACAGCAUCUACCAGGACUUGGUGAACUUCAUCUUUACGGCAGUGUCUCCUAAAAUGAAUAUCCUGGAGUGUAUGUACAUCAAACAGACCAUAGACCUUCUGCAGGGUCUGCUACCAGCUAUGGAGGACAGGCAGGGAGGUGGGGCAGACGUGGCGCGGCUCUUUGUCUUCGCGGUCAUGUGGUCCGUGGGGGCCCUGCUGGAGCUGGAGGACAGAGUCAAGAUGGAGGUGUUCUUAAAGGGACAUUCCGCUCAUCUAGACCUGCCUCACACCGAGGGGGACCAGACCAUCUUUGAGUUCAUGGUCAACGAGCAGGGCCAGUGGGAACACUGGGAAAACAAGGUUCCAGAGUACAUCUACCCUCCAGACCAGGUCCCUGACUACUCCUCCAUCCUGGUCCCCAACGUGGACAAUGUGAGGACAGACUUCCUCAUGCAGACCAUCAUGAAGCAGAACAAGGCUGUGCUGCUCAUAGGAGAGCAGGGCACCGCCAAGACAGUCAUGAUCAAGGGCUACACCAGUAAGUAUGACCCGGAGGUGCAGGUGAGUAAGAGUCUGAACUUCUCGUCAGCCACGCUCCCCAGCAUGUUCCAGCGCAGCGUGGAGAGCUACAUAGACAAGCGGAUGGGCUCCACAUACGGCCCCCCUGCAGGGAAGAGGAUGACUGUCUUCAUAGACGACAUCAACAUGCCUGCCAUCAACGAGUGGGGGGACCAGAUAACCAAUGAGAUUGUGCGUCAGCUGAUGGAGCAGGGGGGUUUCUACAGCCUGGACCGUCCGGGGGAGUUCACCUCUGUGGUGGACCUCCAGCUGGUGGGGGCCAUGAUCCACCCUGGGGGGGGGCGCAACGACAUCCCCCAGAGGCUGAAGAGGCAGUUCUCCGUCUUCAACUGCACCCUGCCCGCCAACUCCUCCAUCGACAAGAUCUUCCGCACCGUGGCUCUGGGCUACUUCUGCCCAGAGAGGGGCUUCCCUGCUGGGGUGUGUUCCCUGGCGGGGGCCCUGGUGCCAACCACCAGGAGGGUCUGGCAGGCUGUGAAGGCCAAGAUGCUUCCCUCCCCAGCCAAGUUCCACUACAUCUUCAACCUGCGCGAUCUGAGUCGUAUCUGGCAGGGCGUGCUGACCGUGAGGUCAGAGGUGUGUCAGGACUCGGAGACGCUCUCCGCGCUGUUCCAUCAUGAGUGUGCCCGCGUCAUCGCCGACCGCUUCGUUGACGACCGUGACAGGCAUAGCUUCGAGACCAUGCUCGCAAAGAUAACUGUGGAGGAUCAUGGGUCAGCUCUAACUGAGCAUGCUCAGUGGGACUCCUACUUUGUGGACUUCCUGCGAGACGCUCCAGAGGCCACGGGCGAGGAGCCUGACGAUGCAGAUCUGGAGGCGCCCAAGGUGUACGAGCCAAUCCCAUCGCUGGAAGUGUUGGCAGAGCGGUUGGGGACGUUCCAGCAGAUGUACAAUGAGGCGGUUAGGGGCGGAGCCAUGGACCUAGUCUUCUUUAAGGAUGCGAUGAUCCACCUGAUGAAGAUCUCUCGGAUCCUGCGGACCCCCCAGGGGAACGCCUUGCUGGUGGGUGUGGGGGGGUCAGGCAAGCAGAGCCUUACACGCUUGGCCUCCUACAUCGCAGGAUAUCAGACCUUCCAGAUCACACUCACCAGGACUUACAACAGUAGCAACUUCCUGGAAGACCUGAAGACUCUGUACCGAUUGGCUGGCCAGCAGGGUCGCGGGGUCACCUUUCUGUUCACUGACAACGACAUCAAAGACGAAGCCUUCCUGGAGUACCUCAACAACGUCUUGGCCUCCGGAGAGGUGUCUAACCUGUUCCCCAGAGACGAGCUGGAUGAGAUCACCCAGGACUUGAUCCCCACCAUGAAACGCCAGUACCCCCGCCGCGCCCCCACCGCCGAGAACCUCUACGACUACUUCCUGUCCCGCGUCCGUAACAACCUCCAUGUGGUACUGUGCUUCUCUCCGGUGGGGGAGAAGUUCCGCACGCGGGCGCUCAAGUUCCCGGGCCUGAUCUCCGGCUGCACCAUAGACUGGUUCCAGCGCUGGCCGCGCGACGCAUUGGUGGCCGUGUCGCAUCACUUCCUGUCGCAGUACGGAGAGUUCCAAUGCUCGCAGGAAGUGAGGGAAAGCGUGGUGCGCGUCAUGGGGUCCUUCCAGGAUCUGGUGGCGGAGAAGUGCGCCGAGUACUUUGAGCGCUUCCGACGGCAGACCUACGUGACGCCCAAGUCCUACCUGUCGUUCAUCGAAGGAUACAAGAUCAUCUACUCGGAGAAGAUCGCCCACGUGGGCAUGCUGGCGGACAGGAUGAAGACAGGUCUGAGUAAGCUGAUGGAGGCAGAGCAGUCUGUGAGCCAGCUGUCUAAAGAGCUGGCAGUGAAGGAGCAGGAACUGGAGGUGGCCUCCCGCAAGGCAGACAGGGUACUGCAGGAGGUGACCGUCAAGGCCCAGGCAGCAGAAAAGGUGAAGACGCAGGUGCAGAAGGUGAAGGACAAGGCCCAGGCCAUCGUGGACGAGAUCGAGGCGGACAAGAUCGUGGCCGAGUCCAAGCUGGAGGCAGCCAAACCUGCCCUGGCUGCUGCGGAGACGGCCCUGCAGACCAUCAAGCCAUCGGACAUCGCCACGGUGAGGAAGCUGAACAAGCCCCCCCACCUGAUCAUGCGCAUCAUGGACGCUGUGCUGCUGCUGUUCCAGAGGAGGGUUGACCCCGUGACCCCUGACCCUGAGAGGCCCUGCCUACGACCCUCCUGGGCCGAGGCCCUCAAGCUCAUGCAGAACUCUUCCUUCCUCAGCAUGCUGCUGAACUUCAGCAAGGACUCUAUAACCGAGGAGGUGGUGGAGCUGCUGACGCCCUACCUCUCCAUGGAGGACUACAACCUGGAGCAGGCUAAGAGGAUCUGUGGGAAUGUGGCUGGACUCUGCUCCUGGACCGAGGCCAUGGUGGACUUCUUCUCCAUCAACAAGGAGGUUCUCCCACUUAAGGCUAACCUGGCCCUCCAGGAGGCCCGGCUGCUGGUGGCCCAGUCCGAGCUGUCCCAGGCUCAGGAGCAGCUGGACGCCAAGCAGAGGGAGCUGGACGAGGUGCAGGCGCUCUACGAUGCCGCCAUGAGGGAGAAGCAGGAACUGCUGGACGACGCUCAGGCCUGCCGCCGCAAGAUGGCCAACGCCACGGCUCUGAUAGAUGGCCUGGGGGGAGAGAAGGUGCGUUGGACGGAGAGCAGCGCUCUGUUCCAGACUCAGAUCAAACAUCUGGUUGGAGACGUCCUAUUGGCCACCGGCUUCCUGUCAUACGCCGGCCCCUUCAACCAGGAGUACCGUAACUUGCUGCUGUCACAAUGGAGACGGGAGAUGACUAGUAACCACAUACCCUACAGUGAUGACCUGAAUGUGAUCAGCAUGCUGGUGGACAAUGCCACCGUGGGAGAGUGGAACCUGCAGGGCCUCCCCAACGAUGACCUUUCCAUCCAGAACGGGAUCAUUGUGACCAAAGCUUCACGCUACCCUCUCCUCAUAGACCCUCAGGGCCAGGGCAAGAUGUGGAUCAAGAACAGAGAGAAGGACAACGAGCUACAGGUGACGUCUCUGAACAACAGGUACUUCCGCUCCGUGCUGGAGGACAGCCUGUCUCUUGGGCGCCCCCUGCUGUUGGAGGACGUAGGGGAGGAGCUGGACCCAGCACUGGACAACAUCCUGGAGAAGAACUUCAUCAAGUCUGGAUCCACCUUCAAGGUGAAGGUGGGUGAUAAGGAGGUGGAUGUGAUGAAAGGGUUCAGCCUGUACAUCACCACCAAGCUAGCUAACCCCGCCUACAGCCCCGAGGUCAGCGCCAAGGCGUCUGUGGUCGACUUCACCGUCACACUGAAGGGCCUGGAGGACCAGCUGCUGGGACGCGUCAUUCAGCUGGAGAAACAGGAGCUGGAGUCAGAGCGGGUGAAGCUUCUGGAGGAAGUGACCUCCAACAAGAGGAAGAUGCAGGAGCUGGAGGACAACCUGCUGUACCGUCUGACCAGCACCCAGGGCUCCCUGGUGGAGGACCAGAGCCUCAUAGACGUGCUGCGGGUCACCAAGACGACCGCCGAGGAGGUGAGUGAGAAGCUGACGGUCGCCGCAGAGACGGAGGUGAAGAUCAACCAGGCCAGGGAGGAGUACCGCCCCGUGGCCACUCGGGGCAGCAUCCUCUACUUCCUGAUCGUGGAGAUGUCCCUGGUCAACCUCAUGUACCAGACGUCGCUGCGUCAGUUCCUGGGGAUUUUCGACACGUCCAUGGAACGCUCCGUCAAGUCUCAGAUCACCUCCAAGCGCAUCGGCAACAUCAUUGAGUUCCUGACCUAUCAGGCGUUCCGCUACACUGCGAGGGGGCUGUACGAGGACCACAAGUUCCUGUUCACGCUGCUGCUGGCGCUCAAGAUCAACCUGCAGGAUAAUAACAUCUCGCACGCUGAGUUCCAGACCUUCAUCAAAGGGGGGGCUUCUCUGGACCUGAACUCAGUGGAGCCCAAGCCCAGACGAUGGAUCCUGGACCUGACCUGGCUCAACCUGGUCCAGCUCUCCAGCCUGGCUCCCUUCAGCCAGCUACUAGCCCAGGUGAGCCACAACGACCGUCCCUGGAGGGCCUGGUUCGACCAGCCUGCGCCCGAGGAUGCCCCCCUGCCAGAGGACUAUGACACCAACCUAGACACCUUCCGGAAGCUGCUGCUGAUCCGGAGCUGGUGCCCUGACCGGACCAUCGCCCAGGCGCGUCGCUACAUCGCUGAGUCCCUGGGGAGUCAGUAUGCUGAGGGGGUGGUCCUGGACAUGGAGGGCAUGUGGUCAGAGAGUGACCCCAGGACGCCCCUGGUCUGCCUGCUCUCCAUGGGCUCUGACCCCACUGAGAACAUCGAGAGACUGGCCAAGACCAAGGGGGCGCAGUGCAGACCCAUAUCCAUGGGCCAAGGCCAGGAAGUGCACGCUCGAAGGCUAUUGGCCCACAGCAUGACGGACGGGGGCUGGCUCCUCCUCCAAAACUGCCACCUGGGACUAGACUUUCUGGAUGAGCUGCUUGAGACGGUUACCGCAGCGACGGAUGGAGUUCACGAGGGCUUCAGGGUGUGGCUGACCACGGAGCUGCACCCUGGCUUCCCCAUCAACCUGCUGCAGUCUGCCAUCAAGUUCACCAACGAGCCGCCGCAAGGUAUGAAGGCGGGUCUGAAGAGGACCUAUAGCAGUGUGACCCAGGAGCAGCUGGAGAUCACCAACCUGCCUCAGUGGAAACCUCUGCUCUACGCUGUGGCCUUCCUGCACACCACCGUCCAGGAGCGUCGUAAGUUUGGCCCGCUGGGCUGGAACAUCCCGUAUGAGUUUAACCAAGCAGACUUCACCUCCAGCAUGCAGUUCAUCCAGAACCACCUGGACGAACUGGACCCUCGACGUGGAGUCAACUGGACCUGUCUGAGAUACAUGCUGGGAGAGGUCCAGUACGGAGGCCGGGUGACGGAUGAUCUGGACAAAUGUCUCCUGAACACGUUCACACGCGUGUGGUUCAGUGAGAACACGUGUGGGGACAAGUUCUGCUUCUACAAGGGCUACACCAUCCCCAGGGCCAAGAGCGUCUCGGAGUACCUGCAGCACAUCGAGACCCUGCCCCAGGUCGACUCUCCUGAGGUGUUCGGCCUCCACCCCAAUGCUGACAUCACCUACCAGACCAACCUGGCCAAUGAGACCCUGAGCACCAUCAUCAACAUCCAACCAAAAGACAGCGGGGGCGGGGGCGGGGAGACAAGAGAGGCAACCGUUCAGAGGCUGGCCAAUGAGAUGCUGGAGAAACUACCACCUGACUAUGUACCACAUGAGGUCAAAAGUCAGCUCCACAAGAUGGGUCACCUCCAGCCAAUGAACAUCUUCCUCAGGCAGGAGUUGGACCGCAUGCAGCGAAUCAUCAGCUCCGUGCGGAGCACGCUCACUGACCUCAAACUGGCCAUUGACGGUACCAUCAUCAUGUCGGAGGACCUGCGUGACGCCCUGGACAGCAUGUACGACGCCCGGGUCCCACGCCUGUGGCUGAGGCUGAGCUGGCAGUCUGCCACCCUGGGCUUCUGGUUCACUGAGCUGCUGGAGAGGAACCAGCAGUUCCAGCCCUGGAUCUCUCAGGGACGGCCGCACCAGUUCUGGCUCACCGGCUUCUUCAACCCUCAGGGCUUCCUGACGGCCAUGCGCCAGGAGACCACUCGUAGCAACCUGUCAAAAGGCUGGGCCUUGGAUACGGUCGUCCUGAACAACGACGUCACCAGGAUGAUGAGGGAGGAUGUCUCCGCCCCUCCGCCAGAGGAUGUGGGCGGGGUCUACGUGUACGGCCUCUUCCUGGAUGGGGCGGGUUGGGACAAGCGCAACGCCAAGCUCACGGAGGCUCCGCCCAAGGUCCUGUUCACGCCCCUGCCCGUGGUUCAUGUGUACGCCAUCAGCACGGUGGCUGCAGACGGGAGAAGGCCGCAAAGCCUGAACCUCUAUUCCUGCCCUGUGUACAAGAAGCCCCGCCGCACUGACCUCACCUUCAUCUUCACCCUGCAGCUGCGCACCCAGCCGAGCCCAGACCACUGGACACUCAGGGGAGUGGCCCUGCUCUGUGACUGCAAAUGAG